CGGGAGCCUGGAGCAGUGCAGGCUCGGGACGCCACGCAUAGACUGUGGCUGUCGCUCUGGCUCGCAGCCCUACGACCAUCCUGCCACCGCGUCGCGGGCCAUGGACCUGCCUAGGGGCCUCCUGGUGGCCUGGACCCUCAGCCUCUGGCCAGGAUUCACAGACACCUUUAACAUGGAUACCAGGAAUCCCCGGGUCAUCGCUGGUCCCAGUUCUGCCUUCUUUGGCUACACAGUCCAGCAGCAUGACAUCAGUGGCAAGAAGUGGUUGGUUGUGGGUGCUCCACUGGAAACCAAUGGCCACCAGAAGACGGGAGAUGUGUACAAGUGUCCAGUAACGCAAGGCAACUGCACCAAGCUCAACCUGGGCAGGGUCACUCUGUCCAAUGUGUCUGAGAGGAAGGACAACAUGCGUCUCGGCCUGAGCCUUACCACCAACCCCAAGGACAACAGCUUCCUGGCCUGCAGCCCUCUCUGGUCUCAUGAGUGUGGAAGCUCCUACUAUACCACUGGCAUGUGCUCACGAGUCAACUCCAACUUCAGGUUCUCCAAGACAGUGGCCCCAGCGCUUCAAAGGUGCCAAACCUACAUGGACAUCGUCAUUGUCCUGGACGGCUCCAACAGCAUCUACCCCUGGGUGGAGGUCCAACACUUCCUCAUCAAUAUCCUGAAAAAGUUCUACAUUGGCCCUGGCCAGAUCCAGGUCGGAAUAGUUCAGUAUGGAGAAGAUGCGGUACAUGAGUUCCACCUUAAUGACUACAAAUCUGUAAAGGACGUGGUGGAAGCCGCCAGUCACAUUGAGCAGAGAGGAGGGACAGAGACCCGCACAGCAUUUGGCAUUGAAUUUGCACGUUCAGAGGCUUUCCAGAAGGGUGGAAGGAAAGGGGCCAAGAAGGUGAUGAUUGUCAUCACAGAUGGGGAAUCCCAUGACAGCCCAGACCUGGAGAAGGUGAUCCGGCAGAGCGAGAAGGAUAAUGUGACCAGAUAUGCAGUGGCCGUCUUGGGCUACUACAACCGCAGGGGGAUCAAUCCAGAAACUUUUCUAAACGAAAUCAAAUACAUCGCGAGCGACCCUGAUGACAAGCACUUCUUCAACGUCACAGAUGAGGCGGCCCUGAAGGACAUUGUCGAUGCCCUCGGGGACAGGAUCUUCAGCUUGGAAGGCACCAACAAGAAUGAAACCUCUUUUGGACUGGAGAUGUCACAGACUGGCUUUUCCUCGCAUGUGGUAGAGGACGGGAUCCUGCUGGGAGCCGUGGGAGCCUACGACUGGAACGGGGCAGUGCUGAAGGAGACAAGUGCGGGCAAGGUGAUUCCCUACCGGGAGUCCUACCGUAAGGAGUUCCCGGAGGAGCUGAAGAACCAUGCCGCAUACCUAGGCUACACAGUGACAUCGGUCGUGUCCUCCAAGCAGGGGCGGGUGUAUGUGGCCGGAGCCCCCAGGUUCAACCACACGGGCAAGGUCAUUCUGUUCACCAUGCACAACAACCGCAGCCUCACCAUCCACCAGGCUCUUCGGGGCGAGCAGAUAGGCUCCUACUUUGGGAGUGAGAUCACCUCAGUGGACAUCAAUGACGACAGAGUGACCGAUGUCUUGCUGGUGGGCGCCCCCAUGUACUUCAGCGAGGGCCGAGAGCGAGGCAAGGUGUAUGUCUACAAUCUGAGACAGAACCGGUUUGUUUAUAAUGGCACUCUGAAGGAUUCCCACAGCUACCAGAACGCCCGGUUUGGGUCCUGCAUUGCUUCAGUUCAAGACCUCAACCAAGACUCCUACAAUGAUGUAGUGGUGGGGGCCCCUCUAGAGGACAGCCACAGAGGGGCCAUCUACAUCUUCCAUGGCUUCCAAAGCAGCAUCCUGAAGAAGCCCAUACAGAGAAUCGCAGCCUCAGAGCUGGCUCCUGGCCUACAGCAUUUCGGCUGCAGCAUCCACGGACAACUGGACCUCAAUGAGGAUGGGCUUGUGGACCUAGCAGUGGGCGCCCUGGGCAACGCUGUGAUUUUGUGGGCCCGCCCCGUGGUGCAGAUCAACGCCAGUCUCCACUUUGAGCCACCCAAGAUCAACAUUUUCCACAAGGACUGCAAGCGCAACGGCAGGGAUGCCACCUGUCUGGCUGCCUUCCUCUGCUUCGUGCCUGUCUUCCUGGCACCCCACUUCCAAACAGCAACCGUCGGCAUCAGGUACAAUGCCACCAUGGACGAGAGGCGGUACAUGCCACGGGCACAUCUGGACGAGGGUGCAGACCAGUUCACCAACAGGGCUGUCGUACUCUCCUCAGGCCAGGAACACUGCCAAAAGAUCAACUUCCAUGUCCUGGACACUGCGGACUACGUGAAGCCAGUGACGUUCUCCGUGGAGUACUCCCUCGAGGACCCUGACUUUGGCCCCAUGCUAGACAAUGGCUGGCCCACUACACUCAGAGUGUCGGUGCCCUUUUGGAAUGGCUGUAAUGAGGAUGAACACUGUGUCCCUGACCUUGUCCUGGAUGCUCGGAGUGAUCUGCCCACUGCCACGGAGUACUGCCAACGGGUGCUGAGGAAGACUGCACAGGACUGCUCCACCUACACGCUGUCCUUCGACACCACUGUCUUCAUCAUAGAGAGCACGCGUCGCCGGGUGGCCGUGGAGGCCACGCUGGAGAACAGAGGAGAGAAUGCCUACAGCACCGUCCUCAACAUCUCCCAGUCAGAAAACCUGCAGUUUGCCAGCCUGAUCCAGAAGGAUGACUCAGACAACAGCAUUGAGUGUGUCAACGAGGAGAGGCGGCUGCACAAGAAAGUCUGCAAUGUCAGCUACCCCUUCUUCAGAGCCAAGGCCAAGGUGGCUUUCCGUCUGGACUUCGAGUUCAGCAAGUCUGUGUUCCUGCACCAUCUUCAGAUCCAGCUGGGUGCUGGCAGUGACAGUCACGAGCAGGAGAGCACCACCGAUGACAACAUGGCCCUCCUUCGCUUCCACCUCAAAUACGAAGCAGACGUCCUCUUUACCAGGAGCAGCAGCCUGAGCCACUAUGAGGUCAAGGCCAACAGCUCUCUGGAGAAAUAUGAUGGCAUUGGGCCUCCCUUCAACUGUGUUUUCAAGGUGCAGAAUCUGGGCUUUUUCCCUAUCCACGGGGUGAUGAUGAAGAUCACUGUGCCCAUCGCCACCAGGGGUGGGAACCGCCUGCUGAUGCUGAGGGACUUCUUCACCGACCAGGUCAACACGUCCUGUAACAUCUGGGGGAACAGCACAGAGUACCAGAGUGCCCCAACUGAGGAAGACUUGAGCCGUGCCCCACACAGGAACCACAGCAACUCCGACGUGGUCUCCAUCACCUGCAACGUGAAGCUGACCCCCAACCAGGAAAUCAGAUUCUACUUGAUAGGGAACCUGUGGCUGAGGUCUCUGAAAGCACUCAAGUACAGAUCUCUGAAGAUCACAGUCAAUGCAGCCUUGCAGCGGCAGUUCCACAGCCCCUUCAUCUUCCGAGAGGAGGACCCCAGCCGCCAGGUCACAUUUGAGAUUUCCAAGCAAGAAGAUUGGCAGGUCCCCAUCUGGAUCAUCGUGGGCAGCACUCUGGGGGGCCUCUUGCUGCUGGCCCUGCUAGUCCUGGCACUGUGGCAGCUCGGUUUCUUUAAAAGUGCCAAGCGCAAGAGGGAGCCUGGACUGGGCCCUGUCCCCAAAGGGCUGGAGUGAGGAUCUAUUGGAGGCUUCGCAUUGAUGGGGGCCAGGCACCGGUCCAGGAGCUGCAGGCCCAGGCCUGUGGCCCCACAGAGCUGGGGCAAAGAGGAUGCCUGUGGACUUUGUGUUGAGCUCAUCUCUGGAGAGAUGGUGCCUGAUCCCUGUGGGAUGAACCGCAAGCCCAUGUUCGCAGCAACGUCUCUCCAAGAGGUUGAGUACUGAUCCCUAAGGACUUAAAGGGACCGCUCCAAGACCCGGGCUUUGUGGAGGGAAUCUGCUGCCCCAAACACUAAGGUGCUAGGGCUCUGUUAUCAUGCCCACCUCUGAAGAAACCCAAAGGGAAAAGCGGCAAAUACAAGCCCACUGUGCACGCCCCAGCUGGACCUCUAGUUUCAGGACUCCAUAGCCUGGCAGCAUAACCUCCCUCUCACCAUGUGGUUCCCAAGCCACUGCCAUCCCUUCUCCAGACCCCAAAGUUCUCCAGAGUUGUGUGGCUUGAUGUGGCAACUGCAGGCCAGUGGUGAAAGCAGACAUUUGAGGACUGUGCCAGAUGAGUAGGUGGGAGCCAGGAUGCUGGGUACCUUCCAAACAUCAGAAGGCAGCAGCGGAGCUCUCCAGCAGUGACUACCACCCACACACUCCUGCCCUCCUGCCUCCCUGAAGCUCCUGCCAGCUCCUUUGGUUGCUAGGCAACUCCCGGGGAGCCUGUGGAGGAUAUCAGUCCAUGGCUCUCCACACCCACUUGUCUUACAGCUGCAGCUUGUCCUGGCGCAGAUGCACUGAGGUGGGGAGCCUCUGUUCCUUGCAUCAGCCCCCGACACACACACAUACACAGACGCGCGCACGCGCACACACACACACACGCAUGCACACGUACACACAGGCGCACGUGCAUACACCUCCCACCCACGAAUGUGUGGGAGAAGGGCUCCUGGAGGGGCACUGUGGAGGGGCCCUCUUUGGCAUGCACUGAACAAAGCCCAUGCAAGGCCCCUCAGAACCUUAAACCUCAGAGGCAGACAGCUCUCUCACCUGCCAGCUCUAUGAACAAGCCCUGAUGACAAGGGGCAUGCCAGGUGCCCAGCAGAGUAAUUUAUGCCUUAGCCCUUUUUGUUGAGACAGAAAUGGACACCUCAAAGCCAUCUGCUCCCCUGUGCAGUACAACCUUUACUGUCAGAAAUAUAUUUAAGAAAAUUUUCUAAAAGGUGUUUAAAAACAACCAACAGACAUUCCAUUUUGUGACAGAGCAAGGCCAAAUUCUGCUUUAAAGAGGAAAGGGAGGUGGGUGUCUACUUCUAUCUAAAUGUUGGGCACAGUCUUCUCCAUUGUGUGGCCACCUCUCUCCCAAGGACUUCCUAGCCUCACUCGCUAGAACAUCUAGGUGUUAUGGUAGUGGGGCCCUCUCCCCUCACCAGCAGCACCCACCCCAUCUUUGGCCAGUUUCUCCAGGCGGGGCCUUCAAUGUCACCCCUCCCACACACGCACGCUGGCUUCUCUUCUAGAGAGGUUAACUCUUCCCCAAAGCAUCCCAACUCUAUUCCCGUGCCGUUCCCUUUCCACAGCCCCAACUAACAACUUACAAAGUAUUUGGAUGUUUCUUCAGAUUCUUUCGUGUGUGUGAACGUGCAUGCAUGUGUAUGUGUGUGUCUAUGUGUAUGUGCACAUAGGUGCCCAAGAAGGCCAGAAGAGGGUGGUAGCACCAUUCUCCACAGCAAAAUCAAGACUCAAUCCAGGAAUGCCAUCUCCCCAGCUCCAGAAGAGCUAAAUUGGGGGUCAAAGGUCAAACAGUGAAACUAAACCCCCGAACCUAGAAGUUCAUUUCCCUCUAACAGAGUAUCAGUAGCUGCCCUUAUGAUUGAGGUCACUGGAGAAAGGAGAAUGGACCAACCCACACACAAAAGCAUGUUAUCACUGGGUAAUGGUAGCACACACCUUUAAUCCCAGCACUCGGGAGGCAGAGGCAGGCGGAUCUCUGUGAGUUCGAGGCCAGCCUGGUCUACAGAGCGAGUUCCAGGACUAAUUCCAUUGCUACUGAGAAACCCUGUCUCGAAAAACGAAAGAAAGAAAGAAAGAAAGAAAGAAAGAAAGAAAGAAAGAAAGAAAGAGAGAAAGAGAGAGAGAGAAAAAGAAAAAAACAUGUUAUCAAGACAGGAGUGAUGGCGCACACCUUUAAUCCCAGCACUCAAGGGGCAGAGGCAGGCAGAUCUCUGUGAGUUCGAGGCCAGUCUAGUGAAUAAAGUGAGUUCCAGGACUGCCAGGGCUGUUGAAAAACAAACAAACAAACAAAAAACAAGAGGACUCAGCUGGUCUCCUCUCCAACACUGGCAAAUCUCAGCAGAGUGCUGCCGUGGGAAGCUGGCAUCAGCAGGCAGGUGUGUUUUUGGAAACUGACACCUGUGCUAUGAUGUUUAACUGCUCCAGUCACAACCUCUGGACUGAGGCAGACAGUCCCAGGGCUCCCAUCCCAUCAUGUCCCCUGUCUACCCCUAGACCAACUAAUCGACAAAAGGCAGAUGAAUCAGGCCCACCUGUACCUCCUCAACCUUCACCCUUAACACUCUCUCCUUUUUCUUAAUUCUACCUUUCUGAAUCCGUUUAUUCGUAAACAGAAAUGUCCAAGACUGGCCACGGCAGUGCUUUCACUGUAGAGGGAACAAAGCCUCACCUAAGGGGCAAGGGCCAUGGUCCCUGGGACUCUGAUCCAGGACAUCACCUGGUGAGCAAAGCCGCUGUGGGUGGCCUGUGCUGAGCUGAGCUCCCAGGCAAGUGACAUGACAGACAGCCCAGCAGAGGACAGGGAUUCAGCACACACGGGCAGCUCUCUGGGAUGGAUACUGGAAACUGUUUCAUGCUCAAAGUUGGCUAUGGUAACCCAGCCCUGGCCUAAUCGGGAAGGCCUUGUGGUUACUCAUGGCAAGUCUGCAGGGUGCGGCUUACGGUAGAUUUCACCCCACCAAAGUCCUGAGAGCCCCAGUGACACUGGAAGGGUUUGGGCACAUUUGCUGUGACUGGGAAGGGAGCUAAGCAUCAGGCUAAUGACAUCCACCAUUAGAAAGAAGCUCCCUCAAGGGCAACCUUGAAUCCACAGCGAACCUAGUAUAGUGGCACGGCAGCAGACACCUACAAUCCUAGCACCGAGAGGUGAAGGCAGGAGGAUCAGCAGGACAAGGCAGAUAAGUUUAAAACCAGCCUGGGCUACAUAAAACCCUGUCUCAAAACGAAACGCUAAAGUCAGGCAUAGUGGCGCACGCCUCUAAUCCCAGCACUCUAGAGGCAGGGGCAGGUGGAUCUCUGUGAGUUCAAGGCCAGCCUGAUCUACAGAGUGAGUUCUAAGAAAGCCAGAGCCACAUAGUGAAACCCUGUCUCAAAAUUAAUUAAUUAAUAAAGGAAACACUGUAUAGCUCACAGGUAGGGAUUAAUAACUGUGGUCUAGCUGCUAAUUCAUAAUUUUCAGUCAGGGGCAUUACACAACUGUACUCCCAGCUCAGGAGGCUGAGGUCUCAAGUUCAAGAACAACCUAAGCAACACACUAAGACCAUCUCAAAAACUUUUUUGAAACAUUGGUCAUAGAGCCCAGAGGUAGAGUACUUACUAAGCACAUUCAAGGUCCCAAGUUCAACUCUUCAAUCCCCAGUACCAUGAAAAAUAAAAUU
Alexandromys fortis (reed vole) is the source of this 7305-nucleotide messenger RNA. It is a transcript of the gene Itga11, whose product is annotated as integrin subunit alpha 11. Gene Ontology annotation, molecular function: integrin binding. Lineage: Eukaryota; Metazoa; Chordata; Mammalia; Rodentia; Cricetidae. The record is from RefSeq and is a predicted model, not a curated record. Gene Ontology annotation, biological process: cell-matrix adhesion; integrin-mediated signaling pathway; cell adhesion mediated by integrin. Bases 101 to 3667 code for a protein of 1188 amino acids. The transcript is spliced from 30 exons. Gene Ontology annotation, cellular component: integrin complex; external side of plasma membrane.